UUUGCACAAAAGAGUCUGUGUUUUACUAGGAACACCCAAAAUAGCAAGCAGUAAGCACUGACACACUGUGAGUUUUCAAACCCCAAAAAUGUAAGUGCCUUUUCCUGGCAGGAAAUAGUUGCUUGCAAAUGCUUUGGGGAAGCCGAGAAGUCAAAAGAAUUUUUCUUUUCUUUCAUCAAAUGUUUAAGACUUCUUAUAUUUUAUUUUUUGUAUUGUUCAUAUUUCUAAAGCUAGGAGGUCCUGGUGCUACAGAGAUUUGAAUGCUUCCUGUCAAGAACAGCAUCACCUAAGAAGGAUUUGGUCUUGAGCAUGUUCCAGAUAUCUAUUGAUUGAAAACAAAAUUUCAGCAUGCAUUGUGGCAAAUGGCUCUCUUUAGCUCUGACAGUGGCUCAGUUCAGUCCAUGUUUUCUCUGCAAACCCAGAUGUGACAGUGAGGACAUGGAACACAUUUUUGUGAGAUCUCGGAGCAUGAAACUCAGUGGCAUUCUGAAGAUGCCGUUUGUUCAUGAGGAACGGAUACUAACCCAGCCUUUGAUAUCAGGACAGACGAAGUCUGACGUACAGAAGCAAGACAGCUCUCUGGCUGACAACUGGCCACAGUUUUUGGAUGGGCCUUAUGAAGCCACUGUUCCUGAAAUGUCUGCAGAAGGUACUUCAGUGAUCCAGGUUACAGCUAGAGGUCCAGAUUCAAUGGGUGCUCGACUAUUUUACAGCAUCCCUCCAGAACAGCCCUAUUUCUCCGUGGAACCAACAACAGGAAUCAUAAGAACGCUUUACCCAGUGGACAGGGAAACACAAGAUCAGUACUUUGUUCUCAUCCAAGCAAGAGUUGGCCAAGCAAGUGAACGUUCUGCAACAACAACUGUAACCAUCAACAUUUCUGAUGUUAAUGACAAUCCUCCCCGAUUUCAACACAAGCGAUAUGACAUGUAUGUCUCUGAGACAGCACCUAUCGGCAGCAUGCUAGGCAAAAUCAUGGCAGACGACAAUGACAUUGGCGACAAUGCAGCCAUGGAAUAUAUUAUAGAAGAAGAACCCCCUCACAUUGUUUACAUCAUUACUGACAAUAAGACUCAAGAAGGAGCUGUCAUAUUAAACAAGACAGUAGAUUAUGAGACCCAAAGUGUAUAUGAUAUAAGAGUGAAGGGUAUCAACAGACACGUAGAUCAGCGUUUCCUUUCAGAAGACAUGAGAUUUGAAGACACUGCCAUUCUGAGGAUCAGAGUGCAGGAUGUGGAUGAACCUCCAGUUUUCAUAUCAAAGGAAUUAUUGAUGGAGAUUUCCGAAGAGGAAAUGAACAAUUCUUUUGUGGGAGCUGUGAGUGCCAGAGAUCCAGAUAAAGCCAAUAGUCCUAUCAGGUAUUCUAUUGUCCUCAGCGAGUAUUUCAGCAUCAAUGCACACAAUGGAACAAUCACUGUUACUAGACCAUUGGACCGAGAGAUAGCGGCUUGGCACAAUAUAACUGUUACAGCCACAGAAUCAAUGAACCUAAAACAAGUAUCAGAGGUGAAUGUUUAUAUCGAGGUUCUUGAUAUCAAUGAAUAUGCACCAGAAAUUUCAGAAUAUUAUGAGAUGUAUGUUUGCGAAAAUGCAAGAUCCAGCCAGUUCAUUCAGACCAUCAGUGCAGUUGAUAGAGAUGAUCCCAUGGAAGGCCACCAUUUUUUCUUCUAUUUGACUGAGGAGGCCACAAACAUAUCUGGUUUUGCAAUUGAAGACAAUCAUAAUAACACGGCCAGAAUUGUUACCACUAGAAAUGAGUUUCAUCAUCGAGAACAACUUCUUUUCCCCUUGUUAGUUCUAGUUGCUGACAAUGGGACUCCAUCCCUUACCAGCACCAAUACUCUAACUGUCACUGUAUGUGAGUGCAAUGAAGAAGUUAAUGUCCAAUCAUGCAGAUUUGGAACUAUUCUUUUUUCAAUGGGUAUUAGUGUGCAAGCUUUGGUUGCUGUUGUGGCUUGCAUACUAAUAAUAUUAGUCUUUGUUCUAGCAAUUGUGGCCUUGAAACAGCAGACAAAGCCACCUCUGUUUCACGAGAAAGGAGAACCAUUCAGAGAGAACAUUGUUAAGUAUGAUGAUGAAGGAGGCGGAGAGCAGGACACUGAGGCUUUUGAUAUUUCAGCACUGAGGACCCAACCUGUCUUGAGAGAACACAAACCUCGGAGAAAUAUCACAACACAGAUCCAGAGUCUUUACAGGCAAUCACUACAAGUUGGCCCUGAGAGUGCUAUAUUCCGGGAAUUCAUUGCACAGAAACUAGAAGAAGCCAACUCUGACCCAGAUGUCCCCCCUUUUGAUUCCCUUCAGAUUUAUGCCUUUGAAGGAAUUGGGUCAGUAGCUGGGUCUCUGAGCACACUAGGAUCAAGUUCACCUGAUUCAGAUGAAAAUGAGUACUAUCUACUUGAACUGGACACCCACUUCAAGAGAACAGGAACAAUUCAUGAUUCUAUCCCCCCAAAAAGUGGGGUUUUAGAAUCAGCUCAUGGUCACAAAAUGGAAAUAUUCUAAGACUUAUCAAAGGAUAGUUCUCAUUGUACCAAAGUGGAAAAGCUGAACACAGUUAAGUUGAUGCAAUUUUAAAUUGUGUGCAAAUCAUAUCAAAAGUUAUUAUUUAAACAAAAUUAAUUAUCUUCAUUUGCCAGAAAUGUAAUACAGUAGAGUCUCACUUACCCAAUAUAAACGGGCUGGCAGAAUGUUGGAUAAGCGAAUAUGUUGGAUAAUAAGAAGGGAUUAAGGAAAAGCCUAUUAAACAUCAAAUUAGGUUAUGAUUUUACUAAUUAAGCACCAAAACAUCAUGUUAUACAACAAAUUUGACAGAAAAAGUAGUUCAGUAUGCAGUAAUGCUGUGUAGUAAUUACUGUAUUUACGAAUUUAACACCAAAAUAUCACAAUGUAUUGAAAACAUUGACUACAAAAACACUGACUACUAAAAGGCAGACUGCAUUGGAUAAUUCAGAAUGUUGGAUAAGCGAAUGUUGGAUAAGUGAGGCUCUACUGUAGUAACAUUGCAACUUACGUUUAUUAUGCUGGAAUGAGUGGUUAUUUACUGCUUUACCUUCCUUCAAAAAUGCUGAUCUUUCAGAAUACUAGAAAUAGAUGGCUGAUAUGAGUAGAUUGUUGGGAAAAGAAAAUGUAGAAAACAACCUUGGAAACCAAAAAUAUUAUAUGUAAAUAUCCUCCACAGUUCAAGCUUUGCAAAUAUUAAAAUGUCUUUUGACAACAAUGUAACAUGCAAAAUUGUAAACUAAACUAUAUCAUGUCUGUGUACCAUAAAUAAUAGCUGCAUAGCAUUCAGUACAUUUUAUUACUGACUCUAGGAAGCUGGGGAAAACAUUGAAAAGAACAUAGGAGAGAUAGGAAAAAAAUGCACUGUUUUUCACCAUGAAAUUCUGGUUGCAUUUAGAUGAAUCUAAGUUUAAGCAAAACAAUACUUUCACCAUAUAAUUUAAAAACAUAGCUGUGUUAAUCUUGAUUAUAUGCAAAAUAAUCUUGUAGCACUGUUGUGAAUAACUGAAAGAAGCUGGUAGGAUAAGCUUUUAUGGACUCACAUCUACUUCAUCAGCUGCAUCUGAUAAAGUAGACUUUAUGAACACUUCAUUCUUUCAAUUAGUUCCAAAAAUGUACCCUCACACAGUUCUCAAUUUGUUUCUCACCUGAAUUUGGUCAAACUCAGAUAAAUACGCUUAUCAUUUGAGAUUUGAUGAUAUGUUAGGAUUGAAGCAAGUGAAUUUGCUUUCAAAAAUGAAAUUCUAAUUAUGGUCCAGAACCCAGGUUUGAACUGCUACCAUAGUUAUUCAAUUCUAAUGCUCACCUUUUUGGACAAAAUUACCUUCCUAAAAUUAGAGUGCACAUUAGAUUUGUGUAAUAUGGUAAAUAUUUUUGGGUGUCAGGGUUUUGAAAACUGAGGUGUGCAUUAGAUUCGAUGGCACAAUAAACUUGAAUAAAUCCAUUAAUCAGUCAAUCAGACUUUAUUUAUAUCCUGCCCCAUCUCCCCGUGGGGACUCAGGGCAGCUAAAUAUGGUAUAUUUCUGCUGUCACAAGAAGGCUUUCUCACUGCUCCCAUUUCUUUUGUAGCCCUCCAUACCAUAUUAAAACUUCCUCUGUAAAGGUUUUCAAAACUGUAAAACAGAUUUUGAAAUAAUAAGGCUACAGGCAAAAGAGUGAUUCAGUCCAUUUCCUCCUUGUAUCUUCUGGAUCUUGGCCAAUUUAAUUUGUCAGUAUUAAAACAUGAAGUCCCAAAAUAGUCAACACUUACUCAUAAUUAAGCAUGACCUUUUAAUGAAACUAUUUAGAAACAUUUUAAACUCCCAAAUAUUUUCCUCACUAGCAAAAUCUGAAAAAGAGUUUGUUAAAAAAGCAAGUUCAAAUGUGAAUCCAUAUUCAGCUUAAAUAUGAUAAUCAACCAUCUUCCAUAAAACCAAAUACCAUUCAGGUUUAGGCAUUUUCCCCUUUUAUUAAGAGCUUAAAAGAUGACUGAUUUCCCAGCACAGAUUUAUUUUAUUUUUUUAUUAUGGAAUAUAAAAUUAGCUGCAGCACUCAAUUUUAUUGUCACAGUAUUAGAGAUCUUUAAAAUGCUAAGCUGGUGGACAUAAAACUUUAUGUAUAACAUUAGAUAAUACGAUAGUAAAACACUUUAAUAUUAAUCCAGCUCUCAGAAAAUGAUCGCACUCCAUUUCAUCUCCCAGGAAUCAAGCCCAGUUUCCAAAUUAAAUUCCCUUAUUGGAUUGUUUUGUUCUGUUUUGUUUGCACAAUCUACUGUCGGUAUAAAAUUGGCUCUGAACUAUAAUUUUCUGUCACUUUAUCUCUAAGUCUGAUCAGCACAAAAUGCAGUGAUCUAAAAGCCAUCAAAUUCAUCCCCAUGGCAUCUGUUGAACAAUGAGCCCUGGUUCUUAUUUAUUUACCAUGUUUCUAUUAGGUGUUUAUUUCGUAGCCCCAGCAUCAUGUAAUCAACUGAAACAUUUCAAUUGCAGUGAAAGUUGGCAUUGUGAUAAGGAAAAUCAGCCAGUUAAUUACUUUUUAAAAAAAGGAAACAGUUGAGAAAUUACAAGUGAAGCAAGAGCACAAAGGAAGAGCAGAAUUGAAAGUAUCAGAGCCUAAAUGGAAAGGGGCCAAAAGAGGAACACUGUGUCUGCCAUUAUAAAUAUGUUUUAUUGGAACUUGAAAGGGUCUAUAUUGGAAAUUUAACUCAAUUGCUUGCCUUGAAAUAAAAUAAUGUUCAUCUAAAACACCUCUGA
Molecule: messenger RNA, 5231 nt
Organism: Anolis carolinensis (green anole)
Lineage: Eukaryota; Metazoa; Chordata; Lepidosauria; Squamata; Anolidae
Product: cadherin-19
Exons: 13
Coding region: 349-2505 (718 amino acids)
Biological process (GO): homophilic cell-cell adhesion; cell morphogenesis; calcium-dependent cell-cell adhesion
Cellular component (GO): plasma membrane; adherens junction; catenin complex
Molecular function (GO): cadherin binding; calcium ion binding
Source: RefSeq, a predicted model, not a curated record